This is a messenger RNA of Tilletiopsis washingtonensis, 3152 nucleotides long. RefSeq lists its product as hypothetical. Lineage: Eukaryota; Fungi; Basidiomycota; Exobasidiomycetes; Entylomatales. The record is from RefSeq and is a predicted model, not a curated record. Gene Ontology annotation, molecular function: transmembrane transporter activity. Bases 410 to 3046 code for a protein of 878 amino acids. Gene Ontology annotation, biological process: transmembrane transport. The transcript is spliced from 7 exons.
CACCCGUUCCCGCUCCGCGUCUUGCUCGUCACGCCUUGCCGGCCUCUCACGCCUCGUCCGCACGCUGCGCAUCGCCUCGCCGCGCCGCUGCUGCUGCUCUGGCGCAGAGAGGAGAGGAGACGGCUGCUGCCGCCUGCUGCUCGGGCGUGCCUGACGCCGGGGCCGCCUCGGUGCUCCCGCAUCGCACCCGCCGCGCACUCCAGGGCCUCUCGUGCCUCGAUCGGCAUCUAGAACGGCUCUCGCUGCCUGCUGCUCUGCCGUAACAGGCACCGCGAGCACCUCAAAGGGGCCACACUCUCGCGCACGAGCCAGAAGUGGAGCCUGGGCUCGUUUUCGCCCGGCACGUUACCGCCGGCGCGCCUCCUCUCCUCUCUCAUCUCUCGCCCUCAUCUGAACUCGCGCGACCAUCAUGUCCGCGCUGCCGUCGUCGCAGCCGAGCACGCCGCGUCUGGCUGCCUUUGCCGCCGCCAACUCGUACUUCCCGCAAUCGCCCUCGUCGUCGUCGUCCGCCUUCGCCUCCGCCAGCGGCAGCCGCGUCGCCAGCGGCAGCAGCAGCAGCCACGCCGUUGUGGCACAGCAGGCACAGACGGGCGGAAGCAGCAGCGCCAGUAGCUACUACUCGCCCAGCCAGGCGCACUCGACGUCGCUGCCGCCGUCGCGCAGCGGCACGCCACUCCUCUCGCCGCGCAUCGGCGGCGCCACUCCCUCCUCCUGGCACCUGCCGCCUCCGGGCGUCCCGCUGGGCGCAGCCGCCGCCGAGGUGCGUCGGCGCUCCUUCGUGCUCGGGCCUGUGCCCGCCACGCCGCCCGCUUCUUCGGCGGCCGGCUACGCCUCACCGCCUGCGUGCGCCUCGCCGGUACUGGGACCAGCACAGCCGCGACGCUCGACAAGUCACACCCCCCGGCGCUCGUCGUACGGCACGCCGGCGUCGAGUACUGGCUCUCCCAGCAUCAUGCCCGUGGCGGGUAUGCCGAGACAACGGCCUGCGCUUGCCUCUCCCGCGCAAGGCGACGGCGGCUUCAUCACUCCGGGCGAGGCGCGACCCGCCAGCGCGCCACCGCGGCGAGGCACGAUGCCGACGCCACGAUCGAUACGGCGAAGCAUUGAGCGGCCAUCGCCGCUCGAUGUGCUCGAGGGCUACGCGGAUGGCCUGCAGCUGCCAGACGACGACGGCCUGAAGGAGGAGGACCCGCUCGCGACGGCGUGGGCGGCGCUGGGGCCCAAGCGCCGCAGCGUAGGCACCCUGGUGGCCGUGAGCGCCGCCGCGCUGGCGGCGCGCGAGACGUUGGCGGGAAGCUGGGGUGCUGUAGCGCUCUCGUCGCUCUCGCUGCAUCCGCACCUCCCGCUGCUACACGUCACGCGCGCGCUGAGCCUGCUCGCCGUGCUGCCGUGUGCACGUCUCGACAUGGCGUCGCGGCUGCGCGUGAGCUGGAUCGCUCUGUGCCUGCUCGGCGCCGGCCAUGUCUGCCUCGCCGGCCUGCUUGCACCUCGCGCGCUCCUGCUGGCGUCGAUUGCAGCCGAAUGCGGAGCACAAGCCCUCGUCGUGCUCGGCACUGUCACCCUGUCAGACGUGGCAGGCCGCGACGCGCGGAUCGCCACCGCUGCGCUGGGCCUGCUCAAGUCUGUUGGUGUGGCCGCGAGUGCGCUGCUGCUCGGUGGCACGCGAGUCGACAGUGCCGGCGGCUGGCGGACGAGCGUCUUCGUCUUCUCUCUCCUGCCGCUGCUUCUAUACCCAAUGCUCUCGCUGCUGCCCAGCCAGGCGUCGCGCUUCAGCACUUCGCAGCUCUCGCUCUUCUCGCACGGGCUGCUUCUCCUUUCCCUCUCGCUCCUCACACUGCCGCCGGCGCUCUCCGCCGCCUCGCCGGAGCGACAUGCACGCAGCGCGCAUGCGCCACUGCUCUUCGCAGGCGCCGCGCUUUCGCUGCUCUUCUUCGCGACGCAGUGCCGCACGCGUGUGCCGCUCGUCAGCCAUGCGCUGCUCGCGUCGCGCGCCUUCUGGGCUGGUGCGGCUGCGCUGGCUGCGCUGGCGGCUAGCACAGCUCUGCUUGACACGUACUUGCCGUCGUUCCUCUACGUUGCGCACAACACUGCGCCGUUGGCACAGCAGUUCAUCUCGGCGCUGCGACCCUUCUUCCUCGGCGUCUGUGCGCUUCCCAUCGCGCUGCUCACGCGCUACACGGGCCACGUCAAGGCUCUGGCGAUCGGCGGCGCGCUCACGUUCCUCACUGGACUGGGCCUGAUGUUCGGCACCAAUGGCGAAGCAGCCAGUCUCUCGCGCAUGGCUCUCGCGCAGUUCCUGCUCGGCUCCGGAGAAGCACUCUGCUUUGGCGUUACCGAGGCGCUCGUCCUCUCGCACGUCUCGGCUUCGCUCUCUUCGACGCUGCACAUGAGCUUGCUCCUCGUCACGGCCGUUGGCCGCGCGCUGGGCGCCAGCUUCUGCGGCGCGCUCUGGGCUGCCCGACUGCCUGGCCUGCUCAACUCUGCUCUGCUGCCUCUGCACGCGCACAACCUGCUCACGUCGCUGCUCGCCGAGCCGCUUACCUUCCUGCCCUCGCAUCCGCUCACAAGCCCAGAGCGCGCCGCACUCGUCAACACCUACGUGCUGCUCUUCCGCGCCUCGAUCGUCGCUGCUUCGACGUUGGCCGGCCUGGCGCUGCUUGCGGUGUGCACGUUGCCAGACUCGCGAAUCCCUCCUCCAGCACUUCCACGCAUGCCUCCGCCGCCCGGCACCCCCGAGGCACACCUGCACGCGCUCGACGGCGCCGCCGCGCGCUUCAGAGGCUCUGGCCUGCGUUUCGACCUAGGCCGAGGCCUGCCUCGCAGCCUGCGCUCCUCGACCGACUCGCCGCUGCCGCUCGCUGUCACUAAGGCCAAGAUCUCCGGCGAGAGCAAGGGCGUGCCGUCUCUGCAACAACCGCAGCCUCAGCCGCAACAGCCUUCGCCGCUGCUGUUGCAGCAGGACUUCGCGUCCAAUGAUGUCCCUACAGGCGCAGAGAUCGCAGCGCGCGCCGAGCUCGAGACGGUGCAUGUCCUGUCGCAGCGCUGAUUCUCAGUCUCGCGUGCCUCUCUCUAAACCCUACCCCACACUCUCUUGCUUCUCAUCGCUCUGCAUUAUUCCCGCCGCUGCAAUCACACCAUACAUGCUAAGCACC